Hevea brasiliensis (rubber tree) is the source of this 366-nucleotide messenger RNA. RefSeq lists its product as uncharacterized. Bases 1 to 366 code for a protein of 121 amino acids. The record is from RefSeq and is a predicted model, not a curated record. The transcript has 2 exons. Lineage: Eukaryota; Viridiplantae; Streptophyta; Magnoliopsida; Malpighiales; Euphorbiaceae.
AUGGAGGGUCUCAUUCCUUUGGUGUAUAAAGCAAUAAAGAAGAGCAGAACCCGCAGGCAAUACGAGUGUCUCUCUUCUAAUGCUUCUCUUGGUUACAAUCCAGCAGAUUUUUUUAUUAAUAAAGCAGAGUUAAACCUGAACACUGCUUCUGCUUCAACAGAGAAAGGAAAUAAUGCAGGGAGAAAACUCCACAGGCGAUUCACUUCUGUCGAAGAUUUAUCGGUUACUGCUGCUUCUCCUCCUCGGAAGCAGCUUCUGAGGUUCAGAAGCCAUAGAAUGUUUUCUUGUGUUACAGGUCAAAUUGCUGGCUGUGGUUUUGAUCAGGAUUUCAGAAGGGAUACUGCAAACCAGUUUGGCAAACCUUAA